Eimeria necatrix is the source of this 3312-nucleotide messenger RNA. RefSeq lists its product as hypothetical. Gene Ontology annotation, molecular function: calcium ion binding; protein binding. Bases 1 to 3312 code for a protein of 1103 amino acids. The transcript has 10 exons. Lineage: Eukaryota; Apicomplexa; Conoidasida; Eucoccidiorida; Eimeriidae. The record is from RefSeq and is a predicted model, not a curated record.
AUGCAGUACCCUCUGCAGCAGCUGCAGCAGCCGCCGUACCAGUUCGGGCCCUCUCCUGAUGCUGCUGAUGCUGCAGCAUCAAUGGGCAUGGGGGCCCCUGGCGUGGGGGGCCCCCCCAGCACACUGGACUAUCAGCAGCAGCAGCAGCAGCAGCAGCAGCAGCAGCAGCCGCAGCAGCAGCAGCUGGCGCUCCCCUUCGACUCCAGCUUCAUUUCUGCGGGGGCCCCCCUAGGGGCCCCCCUUUCUGCGGACCCUUUUGGGUCUUCGUACCCUGCAGCAGCCCCUGAGGGGGCCCCCCCCAUGGGGCCCCCUUCCGUUAUAGGGGGGCCCCCAAUGGGGGCCCCCUCGAUGGGGGCCCCCCCCAUGGGGGCCCCCCCCAUGGGGGCCCCCCUGGGGGGCCCCCUGGGGGCCCCAGACAUGCCCUCAGCUGCUGCUGCUCCUCCCGUUUUGUCGGAUGCUGAAGUCCAGCUUUAUGGGCAGCUUUGGCAGGAGGCCCUGGGUACAGGAGACCCGCUGGGGGGCCCCCUGGGGGGCCCCCUGGGGGGCCCCCAAGAGGAAUACCUGGACGGCGCUGCUGCUGCUGCUUUCCUAGAGCGCAGCGGCUUGCCCCAGGAGACGCUGCAUGCAAUUUGGGGCUUGGCAGACACAGCCAACGAGGGCAGGCUGGACGCCGUCGCCUUUGCCAGGGCCUGCCGCCUCGUCGCCUACGCGCAGCAAAACCUCCCUAUACACCAGGCCUGCGCGCCUGACGCUGCACCUCCACCUGCGCUGCCAAACUUCAGCGUCGCCUCUUCCUGGAGGUCUGGCGGCCCUCCCAGCCGUAAGAUUACCUUAGCAGCAGCAGCAGCAGCAGCAGCAGCAGCAGCAAUAGCAGCAGCAGCAGCACCAGCAACUGGGAAAGCAAUGCCAGCUGCAGCAGCGGCAAUGGCAACAGCAGGAGAAGCAGUAGCAACAACAACAGCAGCAGCAGCAGAAGCAGUUGCAAGAGCACUAGCAGCAGCAAUAAGAACGACAGUAUUGUUCAGAAGCAGCAGCAGCAGCAGCAACAAUAGCAGCAGGAAUGGCUGCAGUAGCAAUAGCAGCAACAGCAGCAAUAGCAGGAGCAGCAGGACCAGCAGCAAUCGAAGCAGCAGUAUCAGUAGCAGUCGCAGCAGCAACAAAAUUGGCCAACUGUGGCAGCAACAGCAGCAACAACGCGGGCAGCAGCAGCAGCAACAGCAGCAGCAGCAGGGUCUGUUUGUGUCCGCAAAAGGAGCAGCAGAAGAAGCUGCAGCAGCAGCAGGCGCUGCAGCAGCAGCAGCGCGAGGCGCAGAAGCAUGGCGUGCGCACUUGUCCUACGCUCCCAGCGCCGAAGAGCUGCAGCAAUACUUGGCCCUUUUUGCUGCUAAUGACCCCCAGGGGGGGGCCGGGCUGCUGGGGGGCACAGAGCUGCGGCCGCUGCUUGCUGCUUCGGGGCUUCCUGCUGCUGAUCUUGCUGCAGCAUGGGCAGCAGCAGAUGCUGACGGCGACGGCUGCCUCUCUUGCUUCGAGUUUGCUGCAGCAAUGUCUUUAGCAGCAAAACGCAGACAGGGGGCCCCCAUUCCUUUGCUGCUGCCGCCGGAGCUGCAGCCUCAAGCGCUGCAGCAGCAGCACAGGAGGCUGCAGCAGCAGCAGCAGCAACAGCAGCAGCAGCAAGUGCAGCAGCAGCAGCAGCAGCAGGCGCAGCCGGAUUGGGGCGCAGGGUUUGACGCCUUCGGAGAUACCACGGAUGCCAGCGGAGGGCCUGCAGCAGCAGCAGAAGCAGCAGCAGCAGCAGAAGCAGCAGCAGCAGCAGAAGAUAGCCCCGAAGCAAACAAAGACAGCAGCAAACGGAAGCCCCGCAGCACGUCUCCCCGCAGCAGCAGCAGCAAAUCCAAAAGCAAGGCCAGGGCCCACAGCAGCAGCGACGACGAGGCAGCAGCAGAGGGCCAGCGGGGCGCUCGCAGCAGCAGCAGCAAACGGAAGGAGCAGCGGAAGCAGCAGCGGCAGCAGCAGCAGGAGGCGCAGCAGCAGCAGCAGCAGCAGCAGGAUGAAGAAGACGCGGAACUCAACGCGUCCUGGGGCAGAGACAAAGACUGGGAGUCCUCUGGCGACGAAUUUGGAGAGCAGCAGCAGCAGCAGCAGCAGCAGCAGCAGCAGCAGCAGCUGCUGCAGCAGCAGCUCGAGCAGCACCUCGGCCAGCAGCAGCUAAGGUCCCGCAGCUACGAAUACCCAGACGAAGAUGACCAGUUCUCUCUAGACAUAUCCACCCCACUGCAGCAGCAGCAGCGGCGCCGCAAGCAGCAGCAGCAGCAGCAGCAGCAGCAGCAGCAGCAGCAAGGCAGGAAUGGCCUGCAUGAAGGGGGAAGGGAAACAGCAGACUCAGCAGUGGCGCUGCUGGAGAGUGUCGUUGAGUGCGACAAGCGUCUGGCGACGCUGAUGGGGGUGGAGGUGGACCUUGCUGCUGACGAGCUGCUGCAGCUGCGCUCAGUUGCUGCUGCACUGCAGCGGCAGCUAAUAACGGAGAAGCAGCAGCUAGCAGCAGCAAUUGACAGAAGAAAGGAAUUCGAAGCUUUGCUGCAGCGCGAGCGGAUCCGGCUGGAAAAGCUGCAGGAGGCGAGGAGAUCGCUCGAAAUGGAACGCAUUGGGGCCCACAGAGACAUUCAACAUUAUCAAGAAGAGCUGCUGUUUUUGAAGCAGCAAGUAGCAGCAGCAGAAGCAGACCUGCGCUCCCUUGCAGACGCAGCAGACGCCACGCGCAUGCAGCAGCAGCAGCAGCAGCAGCAGCUCGAAGCACUCGACUCCGAAAGAAGGAUAGCAGUGGAGACACUUAAAUCUGAGAAAGAUCUUCUCGCCAAGGAGGAGAGAGAAAUCGAGGAAAUGAAACUGCUGCUGCAGCGCCUACGGCGCGAGAAGACAGAUGGGCAGUCGCAGCACGCAGUGCUGCAGGAGAAGCUUCGGCAGACCGAGCACGACGUGGUGCUGCAGCGCGCAGCUCUGGACUCGGCGCACACGGAAGCAAUUUCGACGCUGCAGCAAAGAGUGCAGCAGCAGCAGCAGAAGCAAAAGCUGCUUUCAGAGUUGAAUCAGCACACCCAGGAGACAUGGGCAGCGCAGCGCAUGCGCGCUUUAGAGGGGCCCCACGGGCCUGGGGGCCCCCGUGGGCUGACGUCUGCUGCUGCUGUUGCUUCUGCUCCUGCUGUUGUUGUUGCUGCUGCUGCUGCUGGCUGGAUUGCUGCUGCUGAUGCGGACGGUGCUUUCUAUUUUGCCCGAGCUGCAGAUCGGGCUGCUGCUGCUGCUGCUGCUGCUGCUUGA